AUGCAUUUUUCACAACUGCCCUCUAAUAUAGGUGCGAAAGAUAUGCAAGACAGCCCAAUCCCUGUAUCCUCAACUGGAGUCCGUGAUUUUCAUUUUAAUAAUGGUUCUACAGUUAGGAUAUCGGCAGCAUCCUCCCCUAAAGUUCGUUAUGACCUUCUUAGUCUAGAUGAACUUGACAUUGCUGGGAUAUAUGCUGAUUUCUCAACCUGUUCACUUUGUGACAGAAAUAAUCAUAUCCUAACUGACAUCAUUAAACGUGGCCGAUUCUACUGGAUAUCUACGAAGUACUUGAUUUUACCAAUUCGUAGUAAGUAG
Vanderwaltozyma polyspora DSM 70294 is the source of this 315-nucleotide messenger RNA. Its product is annotated as Tkp1 protein. NCBI's taxonomy places the organism in Eukaryota, Fungi, Ascomycota, Saccharomycetes, Saccharomycetales, Saccharomycetaceae. Bases 1 to 315 code for a protein of 104 amino acids. The record is from RefSeq and is a predicted model, not a curated record. The transcript has a single exon.